Notolabrus celidotus (New Zealand spotty) is the source of this 2902-nucleotide messenger RNA. RefSeq names its product HtrA serine peptidase 1a (gene htra1a). Gene Ontology annotation, cellular component: extracellular region. NCBI's taxonomy places the organism in Eukaryota, Metazoa, Chordata, Actinopteri, Labriformes, Labridae. Gene Ontology annotation, biological process: programmed cell death; proteolysis; positive regulation of apoptotic process. Gene Ontology annotation, molecular function: protein binding; serine-type endopeptidase activity. Bases 404 to 1831 code for a protein of 475 amino acids. The record is from RefSeq and is a predicted model, not a curated record. The transcript has 9 exons.
CUUGAACUUCUCAACCCCACUCUGAGGGAGGCAGAAGAAAGAUGGAUUCACGCACACCUUUGUCACUUUUUCUCUAAUUUUGUGGCACAGUUCUAAAACAAAUGCAGUCCAUUAAUUUCCACGCAGGCUUUUAACGCAGCGUACGUCACGUGGAGCACCAAUCAGCAGGCUUGUUGUGAUUAUCUGGAGAGUGAGUUGUUUCUGUGAAGCAUUGCCAGCAGAAACGUGAAGGCGCGUAAUUGGUUGCGCAGUGGAGUCUCUGUUAAAUGCCUCUCCAGCUGAAGUGACUCCCCCCCUCUCUGCACUCCUGAGCUCUCUCAUCCCAUAGCACUGCAAGCAGAGAGCGCACUACUGGAACUCUUUGAAACUUUCUAUUUAACUUUCUGUAUCGUUAUUUUUCAUCAUGUUUUGGUCUCUGUGCGUAAUCGUAGCCUUUGCUUCUGUGCCAACACACGCACAGAUCACCGGCCGGUAUGUUAUCGGAUGUCCCGCUCGUUGUGACAAGUCGAUGUGUCCAAGGGUACCAGCGAACUGCCCGACGGGACAAGCGCUCGACGCCUGUAACUGCUGCCUGGUGUGCGCGUCCGGGGAAGGUGAAGCAUGCGGCGGCAGCGGGAAGCUUGGGGACCCGAUGUGCGGUGAGGGGCUGGAGUGCUCGGUGCCCGGCGGGGUGGCGUACACCGUGACGGUGAGGAGGAGAAGCAAGAGUGGGACUUGCGCUUGCAAAACCACCGACCCAGUUUGUGGGAGCGAUGGGGUGUCAUACCGGAAUAUCUGCGAGCUGAAGAGGGUGAGCCGCCGCGCGCAGAAGCUGCAGCAGCCACCUGUGCUCUUCAUUCAGCGGGGAGCCUGUGGGAAAGCUCAGGACAACCCGGACAGCCCAAGACACAAAUACAACUUCAUUGCCGAUGUGGUGGAGAAAAUUGCUCCAUCUGUGGUUCACAUUGAACUCUUCCGCAAGAUGACCUAUUCCAAGCGGGAGGUGGCAGUGGCCAGUGGUUCUGGCUUUGUUGUGGCAGAAGAUGGCCAGAUCGUGACCAAUGCCCAUGUCGUGGCUAACAAGCACAGGGUGAAAGUGGAGCUCAAGAACGGCGGCUCCUAUGAUGCCAAAAUCAAAGAUGUGGAUGAGAAAUCCGACAUAGCGCUCAUCAAGAUCGAAGCACCGACCAAGCUUCCUGUCCUGUUGCUGGGCAGAUCUUCAGACCUGAGGCCGGGGGAGUUUGUUGUCGCCAUUGGAAGCCCGUUUUCCCUCCAGAACACAGUUACCACAGGAAUAGUCAGCACCACUCAACGAGGCGGCAGAGAGCUGGGCCUUCGAAACUCAGACAUGGACUAUAUUCAGACUGAUGCCAUCAUCAAUUACGGCAACUCAGGAGGGCCUUUAGUAAAUCUGGAUGGCGAGGUGAUUGGAAUCAACACCCUGAAAGUGACAGCUGGUAUCUCCUUCGCCAUACCCUCAGACAAAAUUCGAGAGUUCCUGGCAGAGUCCUAUGACAGACAGUCUCGAGGGAGAGGAGCUGCCAAAAAGAAGUAUAUUGGUGUGAGGAUGAUGACUCUUACUCCAGGGCUAGCCAAGGAGCUGAAGACUCGACACCAUGACUUUCCUGACAUCACCUCUGGAGCUUAUGUUAUGGAGGUCAUCGCAAAAACACCAGCUGCAACUGCUGGACUCAAAGAGCAUGAUGUCAUCAUCUCAAUAAACGGCCAGAGGAUCUCAACAGCGACUGAUGUCAGUGCUGCCAUCAAGACUGCUGACACCUUGAGGGUAGUUGUGCGCCGUGGAAAUGAGGACGCUAUCCUAACAGUUGUUCCAAUGGAGAUUGACCCUUGACCCUCAAUAGGAAAAAACACAGGAGCUGGAGCUAGUUUUUACUCAUUACCAGUGGACCUUAAAUUUGAUGGGGGGGCUUUUACUGACACGCCCUCUCCCUGUGGCCAAAGGCCAGUGUUGCCACACAUCCAGGAAAAUUCUGGCUUUGUCUUGAAAGGAAUGUAUGGAGGCUGAGAAUGGCCAAAAUAGCAGUUAUUUUUUAUGCUGUAAUCUUGAGAUCACAAGUUAAGUGCUUAAUAAUCUUGAAAUAACAUGUUGAGGGGUUUAUAUAGUUUGUUAUCUCAAGAAAACAAACAGAACAUUUUCCAGAUAACGAAGUCAUUGAUUCUGAGAAAAUGCUUUAAGUUUCCCUGAGAACAGUUAAUAAUCUCAGAGGACUCAAUAAUUAGCGUUGAGAUCAUUUACGCACACAUGAUUUAAACUUUCUACAUCACUGUCAUGGCUGAUGAGUCUGAUAACUUAAUUAACAGUGUUAUGCUGACUCAACUGAAUGUUGUCUCUUCCACCAUGAUUUUCUUCAUGUUUCGACUUGAAUUGAAAUACUGUCCCUUUAAAUUAGCUGUGACAGAUGUCAAGAGCUCAUCUGGAUUGCAUGGCACUCCUGAUGUCUGAUAGAAGUAAUAAGAGGGACAGAUUUUGCCCGUGACAAUAGGAUGGAUACCUCUUGAGUAAGAAAUAAAAUUAUGAUUUUAUGUUAACAGUUCUGAAAAAACUUUUUCCAGGCUUUUUUUUAGCAUCUGUAGAAAAUGCCUAAGUGAUUCCACUUUUAGUCUUUAACCCUUUAAACAUUUCUACUACUGUGUGGUCACAAGUUAGUUUAAUGAAUUGGUUACAGGCAUCUUAUUUUAACAGCUUUCUCUUGUUUUGUCUUUUUUAUAUGGACUUUGGCUCAGUCAGGCCUUCCUCUGCAAAUCCUGGGCAACUUAAGAGACAUGAUGAGCAAAUCUGAUUUGUAUAAUUGUUUUAUAAACUCCUUUUUAAAGUACUGUAGAAUCUUUUUAUCUAUUAAGUGAUGUAUACUGAGAAGAAAAUAAAGUUUAUGUUCUUUUGUUUUGACUCUCACCCUUCAAA